This is a messenger RNA of Ceratotherium simum simum (southern white rhinoceros), 2235 nucleotides long. It is a transcript of the gene DEDD2, whose product is annotated as death effector domain containing 2. Gene Ontology annotation, molecular function: DNA binding; protein binding. Gene Ontology annotation, cellular component: nucleolus. The record is from RefSeq and is a predicted model, not a curated record. Gene Ontology annotation, biological process: apoptotic process; regulation of apoptotic process; extrinsic apoptotic signaling pathway via death domain receptors. NCBI's taxonomy places the organism in Eukaryota, Metazoa, Chordata, Mammalia, Perissodactyla, Rhinocerotidae.
GCACCUGCGCGAGUUGGGGUAAGGAGGAGGGGCGAGGUGACGCAGGCGUAAUAAUAGAGAAGGUGCCAGAAAGAUCCAAAACAAGUGGCUGCGCCCGUCGCCCAGGAGUCAUCAGACGCCGGAAUCCGGUUCUAGGCCCUGCUCCUGAGCUUGUUCCGCCCCCCUCCCCCGGGUAUGGCGCUGUCCGGGUCGACCCCGGCCCCGAGCUGGGAGGAGGAUGAGUGCCUGGACUACUACGGGAUGCUGUCACUUCACCGUAUGUUUGAGGUGGUGGGCGGGCAGCUGACCGAGUGCGAGCUGGAGCUGCUGGCCUUCCUGCUGGACGAGGCCCCCGGCGCUGCCGGCGGCCUGGCCCGCGCCCGCAGCGGCUUGGAGCUGCUGCUGGAGCUGGAGCGCCGCGGGCAAUGCGACGAGAGCAACCUGCGGCUGCUGGGGCAACUCCUGCGCGUGCUGGCCCGCCACGACUUGCUGCCGCACCUGACGCGCAAUCGGCGUCGGCCAGUGUCUCCAGAACGCUACAAUUAUGGCACCUCUAGCUCUUCAAAGAGGACAGAGGCCGGUUGCCGUCGCCGUCGGCAGUCAAGCAGUUCUUCAAAUGCUCAGCAGGGUCAGUGGGAGACAGGCUCCCCGCCGACCAAGCGGCAGCGCCGGAGUCGGGGCCGUCCCAGUGGUGGUGCCAGACGGCGGCGGAGAGGGGGCCCAGCCGCCCCCCAGCAGCAGCAGGAGCCAGCCAGGCCUGCCUCAGAAGGCAAAGUGACCUGUGACAUCCGGCUCAGGGUGCGAGCAGAGUACUGCGAACAUGGUCCCGCCCUGGAGCAGGGCGUGGCAUCCCGGAGGCCCCAGGCGCUGGCACGGCAGCUGGACGUGUUUGGGCAGGCCACAGCAGUGCUGCGCUCUCGGGACCUGGGCUCCGUGGUGUGUGACAUCAAGUUCUCAGAGCUCUCGUAUCUGGACGCCUUCUGGGGCGACUACCUGAGUGGUGCCCUGCUGCAGGCCCUUCGGGGUGUGUUCCUGACUGAGGCCCUUCGUGAGGCCGUGGGCCGGGAGGCUGUCCGCCUGCUGGUCAGUGUGGAUGAGGCCGACUAUGAGGCUGGCCGGCGCCGCCUGCUGCUGAUGGAGGAGGAGGGGGGACGGCGCCCUACUGAGGCCUCCUGAUCCUGGAUCUGGCAAGACUGACCCCAUCUUCUAGUCUCUGGGCCACCUUCUCCCCCAGAGGAUGACCAUCUCUUCCCCUAGAGGACUGUCACUCCAGCAACUGUGAGGACUGUGGACAGACGGCCAGGCCCACUGACAGCCUGGCCCCUUGACAGCCCCUCCCACAGGAUGUGGACUCUGAGGCCUAAACCACUUCCAGCUGAGUUUCCUCCCCUGCCCCCCCCCCCCCAAUCCUCCCCAUCUCCACUCCCAGGUGUGAUCCCUUAGCUUCAGGAGGCCAGGGUCUCAGGCAUGCAGAUCCCAAAGGGAGGGAGGCAUAGCCACACACUCACCAAAGGCCCCCUGCACAUCACGUCCCCAACCCUGGGCUGUGUGCACACACACACACUGCUCCUCUGAAAUCUUGCCCUGGGCUCUUGCCCUGGCCUGUCUCACACACUUCUUUGGCCUAAGGGCUUCUCUCUCAGGAUCUCUGAUUUUACCGCCCGCAACCCUGGGCUUCAGCCACACUGGGCACUGGAGCUGGGGUGCACACAGGGCCUGCUCACCUUGCCCACACAUUUCUGCAGCCAGCCAGGGCUCUGCCCAGCUUCCACACACUGAACCUGGCUCUCCACCUCCUCCUGCUCCCCAGAGCUGGACGCAGACUUGCACAUGGACCUGCCCCCACGGUGUCAGACUUGUGUUGCAGCAGCAUUAGACCAAGUAUGCUGUUGCCUGUGAGGCCAGGACCAGAAACCAGCUGCCUUCUCAGAAAGGGAAGGCAAAGGCGUGGGGCUGAUGGGAAAGGCCUUUUACAAAUAACACCAAUAAAACUGCCCUGGAAGGGGCAUAGGUGGGCAUCAAGGCUCCUUAGGACUCUUUCUUUAUGGGCUGGAGGAAGGAGCUGGUGAGAGCCUGGGCCGAGUACCAGUCGUCGAGUUCCUGGCCCAGUAUUUUGGGCUGGAGGGUGGGUAGGAUGCUGGAUCACCACCUGCCAGCUGCUGUCACAGGCUUGCCCUCCUCUCUGGGCCUCAGUUUCCUCAUCUAGCAAAGGAGGAAAUACUGCCUUGGAAUCAUAAACUCGCCCAACCCUAUUUG